AUGAGCUCUUUGUCCAACACACGAGUGCCUCUGGUGGAGGCCGAGGCAGUGUCUAUGGCGGACAAGAAAGAGAAUGAGUUUGGGGAGCUGACAUCCGAGGCUUAUCUGUAUGCGCCAAGGUCCCGCAAGGGCGCGGCGCUGCGCGAGCCCGUGCUGGACGCGCCGCCGUACUACAUAUCGGUGAUCACGUACUUGAACUACUUGAUUCUGAUUAUCCUGGGGCAUGUGCACGACUUCUUCGGGUUGAUGUUCCAGAAGGAAAAGCACCGAGACAUCAUGGAGCGCGAUGGCUUGGCGCCGUGGUUCUCGAAGUUCGAGUCCUUCUUCGUGCGGCGGAUGAAGCAGCGCAUUGACGACUGCUUUUCGCGGCCGACAACCGGGGUGCCGGGGCGCUUCAUCCGCUGUAUUGACCGUAUCGCGCACUCGCUCAAUGAGUACUUCACAUUCCCGGGCACGACGUCGAUGUGCUUGAAUCUGUCAUCGUACAACUACCUUGGAUUUGCGCAGUCGGAAGGUCUGUGCACGGAUGCCGCGGUAGAUUCUGUGCACCGGUACGGCAUUAACACACAUGGCAGUCGGAUGCAAAGCGGUACGACUGAUCUGCACGUGGAGGCGGAACGCUAUGUGGCGAACUUCCUGGGCAUGGAAGAUGCGAUGAUUUUCUCGAUGGGUUACGGCACGAACGCAAACCUGUUUAACUCGUUCUUGGACAAUAAAUGCUUGGUGAUCUCCGACGAGCUAAACCACACGUCUAUCCGAACCGGCGUUCGUCUCUCGGAUGCAGCCGUGCGGACCUUCAAGCACAAUGAUAUGGAAGCGCUUGAAAAGCUCAUUCGCGAGCAGAUCAUACAGGGACAGCCCAAGACGCAUCGCCCGUGGAAAAAGAUUCUAAUCUGCGUGGAGGGGUUGUAUUCGAUGGAAGGUACCAUGUGCAACCUACCCAAGCUGAUCGAACUCAAAAAGAAGUACAAGUGCUACCUGUACGUUGACGAAGCCCACUCCAUUGGAGCAAUGGGUCCCCACGGCCGCGGUGUUUGUGACUACUUUGGCGUUGACCCAACAGAGGUAGAUAUUUUGAUGGGCACGCUUACAAAGUCUUUUGGCGCUGCCGGUGGCUACGUUGCUGCUCAAAAGUGGAUCAUAGACCGUCUUCGUCUGGACCUCACGACCUCCAACUAUGGCGAACCGAGCCCUGCACCUGUGCUUGCUCAGAUCAUCAGCUCUAUGCGCAUUAUCAUCGGCGAACUCAACCCCGGUGAGGGCUUGGAGCGUCUACAGAGAAUUGCCUUCAACUCCCGGUACCUGAGAUUGGCUCUUCAACGGCUUGGCUUUAUCGUGUAUGGAAUUGCGGACUCCCCGGUUAUCCCUAUGUUGCUCUACGCUCCUUCAAAGAUGCCUGCGUUCUCGCGCAUGAUGCUCCAGCGUAAGAUAGCUGUUGUUGUCGUGGCGUAUCCUGCCACCCCACUGAUCGAGUCCCGUGUCCGUUUCUGCGUGUCUGCAGCACUGACAAAGGAGGACAUUGACUACCUUUUACGUCACGUCGACGAGGUUGGAGACAAACUGUUCCUCAAGGUUAGCUCCGGCCGUGCUGGCGGCAGUUCCGAUGGCAAACCACCAAGGUGGGAUAUUGAAGAAGUACUCCGCAGGACGCCUGAAGAUUGCAAAGAUGACAAAUAUUUUCUAAUAUGA
Molecule: messenger RNA, 1689 nt
Organism: Eremothecium gossypii ATCC 10895
Lineage: Eukaryota; Fungi; Ascomycota; Saccharomycetes; Saccharomycetales; Saccharomycetaceae
Gene: LCB2
Product: serine C-palmitoyltransferase LCB2
Exons: 1
Coding region: 1-1689 (562 amino acids)
Biological process (GO): ceramide biosynthetic process; sphingosine biosynthetic process
Cellular component (GO): serine palmitoyltransferase complex
Molecular function (GO): pyridoxal phosphate binding; serine C-palmitoyltransferase activity
Source: RefSeq, marked provisional